AUGGCGGCAGCCGCCCCACUCUCCAAGGCCGAGUACCUGAAGCGCUACUUGUCCCGGGCCGACGCCGGCGGCCACGCGGGUUCCGAGUCCGCUCUCAAGCGUCGCAAAAAGCGGCCUAAGCCUGGCGGAGCCGGCGGCAAGGGAAUGCGGAUUGUGGAUGAUGAUGUGAGCUGGACAUCUAUCUCCACCACUAACCCAGAAAAGGAGGAAGAGGAAGAUGAUGGCGAUUUGCCUGUGGUGGCUGAGUUUGUGGAUGAGCGGCCAGAAGAGGUAAAGCAGAUGGAAACCUUCCGUUCCAGUGCCAAAUGGAAGCUUCUGGGAGGCCACAAUGAAGAUCUACCUUCACACAAGCAUGUCCGCCAUGACUCCCCGGAUCCUUCUCCACCUAGGAGGGUCCGCCAUGACUCCCCGGAUCCUUCUCCACCUAGGAGGGUCCGCCAUGACUCCCCGGAUCCUUCUCCGCCUAGGAGGCAUUAUCGUCCUUCAGGUGUAUCUCCUAGAAGGGCCCGUCAUGACACACCAGAUCCAUCUCCUCCGCGGAGGGCCCAUCACAGUUCCUCAGAUAUUUCUCCUCAGAGAAAGGCCCGUAACAGCUCCCCUGACACAUCUCAACCUAGAAGGACUCUUCACUCCUUGGACACAUCAAAGCUCAGGAGGGCCCGUCAUGACUCCCCUGAUUCGCCUCCUGAUGUUCCUCCUUCACUGCACAGAACCAAAAGCAGUAAAGCCCCAGAACGAGCCUCUAGCAAAACUUCUCCUCAUCGGAAGGGGCCAGGACCCUUUCAUCCCUCAGCCCCGAAGAACAGCAAGUACGAAUGUGACUCGGACCUCUCUCCACCACGGAAAAGGCAAGCAAAAUUUCAUUAUGGAAAUAAACAGCAUGAGUCUAAAGGCUCUUCACCCAGCCAUAGGAAACUUCAUACGAGUUCGUCACCUAGAAAACAUCAGAGUCAUACGUUGGGCUCUUCUUCCUACCCAGGAGACAGUCGGAAAGCCUCUGAUUCAGACCUUUCUCCUCCGAGGAAAAAACCAAGUUCAAAGCCCCAGGGUUCCGAUUCCGAUCUGUCACCUCCACGGAAUAGACCUAGGCAUCACAGCUCUGAUUCUGACCUCUCUCCACCAAGGAGGAAACGGAGGGCCAAAUCCUCUGAUUCUGACCUGUCUCCACCUCGAAGGGCUCAGCCUCUGGGAAAGAAGGCUGCACACAUGUAUUCUGGGGCUAAGACUGGGUUGGUGUUAACUGACAUACAGCGAGAGCAGCAGGAGCUCCAGGAACGGGACCAAGGAGCCAUGGCAUUGGAAGCCGAAUUCCAGUAUGCUGAAACCGUAUUUCGAGAUAAGUCUGGUCGUAAGAGGAAUUUGAAACUGGAACGUUUAGAGCAAAGACGAAAAGCAGAGAAGAACUCAGAGAGAGAUGAGCUGUAUGCCAAGUGGGGAAAAGGGCUUGUCCAGAGCCAGCAGCAGCAACAAAAUGUGGAGGAUGCAAUAAAGGAAAUGCAGAAGCCUCUGGCCCGCUAUAUUGAUGAUGAAGAUCUGGAUCGUAUGCUGAGAGAACAAGAAAGGGAGGGGGACCCUAUGGCCAACUUUAUCAAGAAGAAUAAGGCCAAGGAGAACAAGAAUAAGAAAGUGAGACCUCGCUACAGUGGCCCAGCACCUCCUCCCAACAGAUUCAAUAUCUGGCCCGGGUAUCGUUGGGAUGGAGUGGACAGAUCCAAUGGAUUUGAACAGAAGCGCUUUGCCCGACUUGCCAGCAAGAAGGCGGUGGAGGAGCUUGCCUACAAGUGGAGUGUUGAAGAUAUGUAA
This is a messenger RNA of Pipistrellus nathusii (Nathusius's pipistrelle), 1803 nucleotides long. NCBI's taxonomy places the organism in Eukaryota, Metazoa, Chordata, Mammalia, Chiroptera, Vespertilionidae. The record is from the annotation of a GenBank genome assembly.